AUGUUGGACCCAGUGAUGCUCACUGUCGUCGGCGUCGCCGUUGUCAGUCUUGUCGUCAUUCUCGGCUUCUUCUUCAUGGCGAAAGAGGAAGGAGACUUUGAUAAGGUGGGAAUUGUGGAAUAGUGGUUCUGGACUUUUGACCCACUUUCAAUAAUCUGAUCGAACCCAAACUUCGAAGACUUUUUGGACUUUGACUGAAGUGUUUUCGGUCCAAAUUUCAGCCCGAUCGGAUUAUCUAUUCCGAGAUAUUUGAUUUCGCAAAAAAUCAGCCUCUUCGCUUUCAAACCACUGUAUCUCGAAACCAGAUAAUCCGAUCGGUCUGAAACUUGUACCCAAAUUACUUCAAUCCAAAUCCAAGAAGCCUGCAAAGUUUUGGUCUCAUCGGAUUAUCGCAAGUGUGUCAGAAUUCCAAGCCUCGGCAGGCCUUUGGUCCAGCCAUAGUUCAUUUGAACGCAUUGUCUUGUUGCAGGCCUACAACGAGUGCGCUCUGGCAAUUUUGACCGAGAGAGACAAAAAGGAGAAAAAGGGAAAGAGCAAGAAAGAUAAGAAGAAGCAGUCGAACAACACAAACAACAGCCAGAACCAUCAGCAGCAGCAGAAGGACGAGUCGGAAGAGGAGCCGGAGCAGAAGGAACCAGAAGAGCCAGCCGUCGUCCAGAAGACUGUCUCCACCCCACUCCAGGCCGCCAUUCCGGAAAAGAAGCAGCCAGAGACCGCCUCGCCGCCAAAAUCGUCGCCGAAACAGCAGGAAUCGCCAAAGGAGCAGAAGAAGAAGGCGGCGAAAACGGUUAGCGUGAAGGAGUUGGACCAGAAGAAGGUGCUCGCCCGUCUGGCCGGAAUCGUCGAUCUCGAAGAGGGAUACGUUCAGUUCCUGACCACCCAAUUCCGCGACAACGAGCAGCAAAAGAACAAUCUGAGCCAGGAGGUGAAGUCGUUGCACAAGAAGUUGGCCGAGUCGGCACAGAAGCAGGAGAAGCUGCAAAAGGAGAAGAACGUUGUCGAACAGCGCGAAAAGCAGGAGCAGUGAGUUUGGAGAACGGUCCCCAUCGAAUAUUUAGUCUCUCUUUUCAGAAACAAGCAAACCGUUCUGGCCACGAAGUUUCAGGCGGCGACUCAGCGUGAAACGGAGCUCGCGAGAACUGUGCAGACUGUGCAGGCGGACCUUCAAUCCCGCGAGGAGGCCCACCAGAAGGACACGCAGCAACUGCGCGCCCGUAACCAACAACUCGACUCGGAGAUUGCCAAUCUGCGAACGAACAACUCGAAACUGCACGCUCAGGUGAAGAGUGCUCAGGCCGAUCUGGCUCAGGCUCAGAUGGUUAGAGCGGCGCCGAACGACGAGGGCGCCGACAACAAGGUGAUCCAGCAGCUGGCGGCGCAGGUGGAGACCUUUGAGAAGGUCGUCAGAGAGAUGGAGGCGAACUACGAACAGAAGGUCGACGACUACGUGAACCUGUCGCAGGAAGCGGCGAACAUGGAGAAAGCGAUUAAGGAACUCGAGGAGAACCUGGCACAGAGUCGCCGCGAACUGGUCGCCCAGCAGGAACGGGAGGAGAAGAAAGACGCGGCGACGAAGCUAUUGGAGGAAGAGAAGGCCGCGUUCACGGAGGACAAGGUCAAGAUGACGGAAGAGUUCCACCGGCUGAAGGCCCUCGUCGACGGACUUAACAAGGAUAUUGGAGAGUUCCACGAGUAGUCCGUCUCAUUUGUGUAGCUCAUUUCAAAAUUUCUUUUUCAGCAAGAACGAGCAGGAGAAGGUGGUGUCGGAUCUAAAGAGCCGCGCCGAGACGGGAGCCAAGGAGCUCGCUGACGAGAAGGCACAGUUCGAGCAACGGGAGGCUGCGCUCCAGAAGGAGUUGACGGCCGAACGGAAGAAGGUAGCCGCUGUCGAGCAGGCUCUCGACGAGGAGAAGGCUCGCACCGUCGAGAUUCCGAAGAACUCGGCUCCGGAAGUUGUCGAGGAAGUGUUUGAGCUGAAAAAGACGAACACGGACUUGGCGGCCGCUCCGAGCACAUCCGGACCGUCGCCUUUGGAGGCCAAGUUGCAAGAAAAAAACGACGUGAGUUAGAUUGUGUGAUUCGUGGCUGUUUGAGCGUGUGGAGCAUGGCGUUUACUCAAUUUAGAUCGUUCAGGAGCUCCGUCAACGCAACUACACGCUUCUGGAGAAGACAGAAGAGGCGACGAAGACGGUGAUUGCGGAUCGGAAGCGAGUCGUCGCGGAGGUCGGAAGACUUGCCAAGAAGUCGUUCAAGGCGUUCGAGGACGAGACGGUAGCGAGUAUUUUGAAAUUGCUUUUAUAUUUUUUAUUUCAGGCCUUCUUCGAGUGGCUCAAAGAGUCCGCCAGCCAAGUCGAGAAGGAUCUGAAGGCGGCCCCACCGGCUCCUGCUCCAUCUCCUGCUCCAUCUCCAGCCAAGGAGUCCACAGCACAGCCGGAAGGAGUUUACAGCAGCGAGCAGCAAAAGGCUCUCGAGAUUCUGGUACGGGAAACUACUUGAAUCUCUUUAUGAUGGGUUCUUUUCCAGGUGGCCAAGCUCGAGGAGAUCGAAGGACUCGCUGACGCUCGGGAGCGACAACACGAGGCAGAACUGGCGCAGCUGAGAGCUCAAAAGGCGUGA
Molecule: messenger RNA, 2616 nt
Organism: Caenorhabditis sp. 36 PRJEB53466
Lineage: Eukaryota; Metazoa; Nematoda; Chromadorea; Rhabditida; Rhabditidae
Source: the annotation of a GenBank genome assembly